Messenger RNA from Owenia fusiformis, 1471 nucleotides. Lineage: Eukaryota; Metazoa; Annelida; Polychaeta; Sabellida; Oweniidae. The record is from the annotation of a GenBank genome assembly.
CGGGAUUUCAAUCGGAUCCAGGAAACGUGUUUCAUAAUCUUGACAUUUCCCCACUAAUCUAUGUAUAUAUAUCUAAUUUAUAUAUAUAUAUCCUGAGCUUCCAUCCUGUACUGUGCAUUAAGGAUACUAAGAACACACAUGCCACCUAAUAGAGCUAUAGUGUUAUGUGAUUUCACUGACAAAAAAUCACGGCUUAAAAUCGAGCAACGUUUGAAGCGAGCUUUCCUCAGGCAAAUAAAGAUAACUCACCAGCUUAAGGGAUCUAAACCUGAACCUUCAAAUGUCAUGGAUCAGACAAAGAUUAAAUGCAAUGAUCAAGAGGAAGAUAAAAACCUCAUAAAAAGGAGUCCAAGUAAAAUACCCUAUAUAGAGACUAACUCACUCGAAGCUAUAAGUGAUAUUGACCAAACAAAGAUAGGACCAUCUUAUGAUAAUGAUCCGGGAGAAGGUAGUAGCAGUGCUGUGGAUAAAAACUGUAUGCUCACUAGUGCAGCACCAAGCAUCAAGGGUAAACCAAGCAGGUGGAUACGUUCAGAAGCUGACUAUGUGGCUCUUGAUUGUGAAUUUGUAGGAGUGCCACCAAAUGAUACAAGUGCUUUAGGUCGUUGUAGUAUUGUAGGCUGGUCAGGAGAGGUCUUGUUAGAUAUCUAUGCUAAGCCCGAUCUGCCAAUUACCCACUACAGAACCAGAUGGUCAGGGAUCAGGAGAUCAGAUAUGAGAAAUGCCGUUCCGAUAGAGCAUGCUCUUAAUGCUAUCAAAAAAAUCAUUCAGGGAAAGAUUGUAGUAGGACAUGCAUUGAGCAAUGACUUUCGAGUGCUAAAAAUUCAACACCCAUUGUGUGAUACACGAGACACUGAUAAAUACAUUCCCCUGAAAAAGAUGGCAGGGAUGUCUCCUCGUGGCCAGGCAGGACUCAAGAAAUUGGCAAAAGCUUUACUAGAUCGUGAUAUCCAAGUUGGAAAAAAGGGUCAUAGUUCCAUUGAGGACUCCCAGGCGACUAUGGAGAUCUAUAAACUGGUGCAUUCGCAAUGGGAGUAUGAUGUCUCAAUAGGCGAAUAUCCAAGAGGACUUACAAACAAUGAAUCAAAGAAGAAAAAUAAAUCAGUUGAACUAGCUGGAAUAGAACAAGACACAAGUAACAAUAAAAGAAAACAAACAAUAAGCGAUAGUGAAACUGAAAAUAACAAAAAAGCAAAGCCGAAUCCAGGUCCCGCUUCUCAUAGUAAAGCGAAAACUGUUGACUCAUAUGGUUAUGGCUAUGGCUAUGGUUUUGGGACAGUUCAGUCAACUUAUUUAUCUGAUCACUUUUGGCCACAGUUUUAGAUGAUGCAUGAUAACCUGGCUUGUGAUUAUGAGGCCUGUUAGAACCCGUAAUUUACAACCCAUGUAAUUUCCAGUAACAAGGCCUGUAAUUGCUCGUAAAUUUCGAGCCUCAUUCGACCUUGUAUGGUGCCCGAUAUAAUUUGCAUGU